AUGCAGUGGAAUGCCAAGCUCACAAAAGCCCUUAAAGCCACUGGUUUCCAGCAAUCCACAGCAGAUCCCUCAUUAUUCACCAAAACUUCAGAAAACUCUUUCACUGCCAUGCUCAUAUAUGUUGAUGAUAUACUUGUAAUUGGAACAGAUUCAGCACAAAUCAGUGAACUCAAGUCAUUCUUAGACAAAUCAUUCAAAAUCAAGGACCUUGGCCACUUGAACUAUUUCCUAGGUAUUGAAGCAUUCAGAAUAGCUGAUGGGAUUAAUAUCUGUCAAAGAAAGUACACUAUGGAGAUACUGAAGGAGAAUGGGUUCCUGGAAGCCAAACCUGCUAAAACACCAGCUAUUUCAGGUCAGAAGCUCAAUAGCCUGGAAGGUACCCUCAUUGAUAAUCCUGAAGUGUAUAAGAAGAUGAUUGGCAAACUCCUGUACCUAACAAACACAAGGCCAGAGAUCUCUCAUGCUGUUCAACAAUUGAGCCAAUUUGUUGACAAGCCUACAAACAUUCAUCUCACAGCUGCACACAGGGUCCUUAGGUACCUCAAAGGAUCUCCAGGAAAAGGUCUAUUCUAUCCCACAAACACUCAGAUCAGAUUACAAGGGUUCUCAGACUUUGACUGGGCAAAUUGCACAGAAACAAGGAAAUCUGUAACUAGUUACUGCAUCUACUUUGGAGAUGCUUUGAUCUCAUGGAGGACCAAGAAGCAACCCACAGUGUCAAGGUCCUCCUCUGAGGCAGAAUACAGGGCCCUAGCCUCCACUGUUUGCGAAAUUCAAUGGUUGCACUACUUACUAACAGAUCUGAAUGUGAUCUUUGAUAGGCCAACAAGUCUAUUCUGUGACAAUCAAUCUGCAAUUGCCAUUGGAGAGAACCAUUUCUUCCACGAGCGUACCAAACACAUUGAGAUAGAUUGUCACGUUGUUAAGGAAAAGGUGCAGGAAGGGCUGAUCAGACUGCUACCAAUCCCUUCAUCAUAA
Molecule: messenger RNA, 978 nt
Organism: Ipomoea nil (Japanese morning glory)
Lineage: Eukaryota; Viridiplantae; Streptophyta; Magnoliopsida; Solanales; Convolvulaceae
Exons: 1
Coding region: 1-978 (325 amino acids)
Source: RefSeq, a predicted model, not a curated record